Messenger RNA from Papilio polytes (common Mormon), 1315 nucleotides. Its product is annotated as zinc finger HIT domain-containing protein 2. Lineage: Eukaryota; Metazoa; Arthropoda; Insecta; Lepidoptera; Papilionidae. The transcript is spliced from 4 exons. Bases 151 to 1233 code for a protein of 360 amino acids. The record is from RefSeq and is a predicted model, not a curated record.
AAUAAAACCCAAAACAUAAAAAAAACUUCAUUUCCAUUCACUUCGGAAAUCGCUGUUUGUUUUUGUAGAUAUCAGUAAAAUGAUAUUUGUGUGAGAUUUUCUACGAUAAAUGCAAGUGUUUAAUAAGAUAAACAAAAGUUAUUUAUCAUUAUGGAGGGCUCUUCAAAUAAAGACGAGAUGUUGUGCGGAAUAUGUACGAUCCAUAGAAGUAAAUAUUGCUGUCCACGAUGUGGAAUACUAUAUUGCUCACUUCUUUGCUACCAGUCCGAUAAACAUUUAGAAUGCUCGGAGAGUUUUUACGAAGAUUGUGUUAACGAAGAGCUGUCUUCUUAUCAUGCGGGAGAUGAAGCGAAGCGUAGAAUGAUCGAUAUACUUAAAAGAGUUCAAAAUGACGUAGAUGAAGAAGACGUUGAUAUUGAAGAAAGUAUCGAUUCGGACGAUGAUAUCCCAAUCGAUUUGCACGAACGUCUCAAAAAUUUGGACCUUAAUAAUGCAGAGGUAUUAUGGAAUGCACUAACAGAAGAUGAGAAGAACGAAUUUGAAGCAGUUGUAAGAGGAAAUGUGGGCUCCGUUUUACCGCAAUGGGAACCAUGGUGGAUGUACAAUAAAGAUGGAAAGCUUGUGGAGGAAGUUGAAAGCUCAGAAAUGGAUGAGCAUUUAAAGAAAUGUCCAUGUAUCAAAUCUGUGCCAAAAUUUAACACAUUAACUAAUGUAAAACCAUCACCAGCUAUAUCAUUUAACAUAACAAAUGUGCUUGCAUCAUAUGCAUUUGUAAUGAGGUAUUUUAACGGAGAGAUUGAUGCUGUAGUAGCUGUCACACAUAUACUGGAUAUCUGUCAGAAUCUAUCCUCUAGUACUAAUUUUGAUGAUUUGGUGACUUCUGUGGAGUCUGUUGCACAGAAAUGUCUACAGAGUGAAUUAAUAGAAACGGAUGAAACAAGCCUAGAAGUUAUGAAACAUGAUACAUUUUUAAUGUUAAAAGGACCAAGCAGGGAUAAUAAUGCAUACUAUUGCAAAUCAGCUCUCUCCCAUCUAAUAGAAAUCUUCAACGAAGCAAAAUCAAAUUUAAAAACCACUACUAAGGAAGAUAUUCCAAAACCCAAAGGUACAUUUUGUAAGAAAUUCCCUGAAAACAUGAAUUAUUUACCAAAGUUAGAUUUAAGUGAAGUUAAGAAAAAUGUUAAAAAGCUGGAGUUCUAUUUAUCAUUUAUUGAAAGCAAUGAUAAUUGUUAAUAUUUAUAUUGAUCAUUUAUAAUAUAAAAAAAAGUAAUAGACAAUAUGCAUAUAACGCCAAAUUGCACCAAACUUUUUUUAA